AUGGCGAUGGCAGGUCAUCGUGGGACAGUCUGGCUUCUUCCUGUCGUCCUCCUUUUCCUUCAGAUGGUGCAGACAGUCACACCGAAUGCAUGCGGGGUGAACAAAGGGAACUGUGAGCAGUUCUGCAACACCAGAGAUGAAGGAGUUGUGUGUUCCUGUGCUGCUGGCUAUGCCCUGGGCAAUGACAACAAAACCUGCAUUCCUGUAGUCAAGUUCCCAUGUGGUAAGCUUCAGAGAAGUCAGGAAGCUGGUCAAGAGAAUGUCACAGGAACCACAGCAAGUGCAGAGGCUUAUCCUGAAAGUAAGGAAACCACGGAGGCCCCGAGCAGCCACCCAGAGGUCACCGUGGAGGCUGGUACCUUACCCAGCACAUCCCCAUGGCAGGCGGUUCUAUUAGAUGAGGAUGAUGCAUGGUUUUGUGGGGGGACAAUUCUGAAUGAGUAUUUUAUACUCACUGCGGCUAGUUGUGUUACGCGAUUAAAAGACUUACAGGUUCUUGUUGGGAUGGUGGACAAAGAUGGGGAAGAGCCGAGUAGAGCAAAGUACAGAGUGGAAAAAAUCAUUGCACAUGCUGACUUUGAUGGAGAAACUUUUGACAGCGACAUAGCCCUUCUCAGAUUAGAGGAACCUGUCACAUUUUCUGAGGAUGUUAUCCCAGCAUGCCUUCCAGAAGAACAAUUUGCUAACAACGUUCUGAUGAACCAAACAUUUGGAAUUGUCAGUGGCUUUGGGAACACAUUUCAACAUGCACGGCCAAUCAGAAGAAUGAAAGUGCUUCAAAUCCCUUAUGUGGACUGGGGCACUUGCAAACUCGCCCUUCAUAAUCCAGUCACCAAAAACAUGUUCUGUGCUGGUUAUGAUAAAGAUGGAAAAGAUGUCUGCCAAGGAGAUGGAGGAGGCCCCCAUGUAACCCACUACAAGGGGACUUAUUUUGUUACUGGUAUCAUCAGCUGGGGAGAAGGGUGUGGAAGGCAAGGGAAAUAUGGUGUGUACACCAAAUUAUCAAGGUUCCUACCCUGGGUAAGAAGUGUUUUGGCAGCAAACUCUUCACAGUAUGACAUUUAA
This is a messenger RNA of Chaetura pelagica (chimney swift), 1065 nucleotides long. Its product is annotated as coagulation factor X-like. Gene Ontology annotation, molecular function: serine-type endopeptidase activity. The transcript has 5 exons. Gene Ontology annotation, biological process: proteolysis. Bases 1 to 1065 code for a protein of 354 amino acids. Lineage: Eukaryota; Metazoa; Chordata; Aves; Apodiformes; Apodidae. The record is from RefSeq and is a predicted model, not a curated record.